This is a messenger RNA of Cylicocyclus nassatus, 1764 nucleotides long. The record is from the annotation of a GenBank genome assembly. Lineage: Eukaryota; Metazoa; Nematoda; Chromadorea; Rhabditida; Strongylidae.
GCCAAUCAUCCCGUAAGCCAAGCAAGGACUUUCUCGUUCACCAGUACCGUAGUUCCUCGUUGUCGUGUGGGGAACCCUCGAUGACUUUCACAGCGGCGGAUGGACCAAUUGUUUGCUCUGGUCGAGUGGGUUAUCCGUCUUCCACGCUUUGGGAAGAUUAUGCUCCCACUAUUGUUCCUUUUACCAACGUGUUUGGCGCUCUACACGUCGAAAGAUGAUGUGAUUGAGUUGACAUCUUCUAACUUCCAAAAUAGGGUCAUUAACAGCGACGAAGUUUGGAUCGUAGAGUUCUAUGCCCCAUGGUGUGGUCAUUGCAAGAACCUUGCUCCAGAGUAUAAAAAAGCUGCGACUGCUCUAAAGGGUAUCGUCAAGCUUGGAGCUGUAGACAUGACACAGCAUCAGUCUGUUGGCGCUCCAUACAACGUGCAAGGAUUUCCUACAAUCAAGCUUUUUGGAGCCGACAAGAAAAAACCAACGGAUUAUAACGGAGCCAGGACAGCGCAGUCCAUCGCAGACACAGCCCUUGCUGAAGCAAAACGUGUUGUGUAUCUCAGGCUUGGCGGAAAAAGUUCGGGUAGUCAUGGUUCGGGUGGUGGCAGUAGCGGCGGAGCUACGGAUGUCAUUGAACUCACUGACGCUAAUUUUGAGAAGCUUGUUCUCAACAGUAAGGACGUAUGGCUGGUUGAAUUUUUUGCUCCGUGGUGUGGACAUUGCAAAAAUCUUGCACCGCAUUGGAAAGCUGCUGCCAGCGAACUCAAAGGGAAAGUUAAGCUAGGGGCCCUUGAUGCAACUGUUCACACGGUUAUGGCGAACAAAUUUGGGAUUCGUGGAUUUCCCACAAUCAAAUAUUUCGCGCCUGGGUCAGAAGCAAAUGAUGCCGUAGAUUACGACGGUGGUAGGACUGCUUCUGAUAUUGUGAGCUGGGCAAGUGCCAAAGCUCUUGAAAAUCUUCCCGCUCCGGAAGUUGUCCAGGCUACGAACCAGCGCAUUGUUGAGGAACAGUGCAAGGAGAGGCAGCUAUGCAUAUUUGCUUUCCUUCCCCACAUCCUGGACUGUCAGUCCAAAUGCCGAAACGAUUAUCUUGCCAUCCUCCGUGAGCUUGGCGACAAAUUCAAGAAAAAUGGAUGGGGAUGGAUCUGGGUCGAGGGUGGAGCUCAGCCAGAGUUGGAAGACGCCUUUGGUAUUGGAGGUUUCGGAUACCCUGCCAUGGCUGCAAUGAAUUACAGAAAGAUGAAGUUUGCUAUGUUGAAGGGUUCAUUCGGUAAGGAGGGUAUCAACGAAUUUCUGCGUGAUCUCAGUUACGGGAAAGGACAAACCGCUCCUGUCAAGGGCGCUGCUUUCCCAAAAAUUGUGAAAAUGGAACCAUGGGAUGGCAAAGAUGGUCAGCUUCCGCCUGAAGAGGAUAUUGAUCUCUCCGAUGUUGAUCUUGAUCACACCGAAUUGUAGCGGCUAUAGUUCCAGGUCAUCUAAACGGCUAUAGUUUUAGUUCAUCUGAUCAAUCAGUGUCGCAAUAUUUGAGUUCUUUGUUCGAGUAAGUUGUGACUUGAUUUUAUAAUUUUUCGUCGGGUUUCUUAAAUUAACCAAGAUCAAGUAGGGGUGUUGAGAUUGUUUCCAAUGGGUUUUCUGUUCAUUGAUUCUACGCUGUUAGCGCAGGAUUUGUUAAACUUUCAUGAUUGUUCUUUCUGUGAGAGCACGUUUUUACGCAUACUGAGUUCUCCGUUGUUGUUAAAUAAAUAUCUGUUGUGUUUCUUGUCGGAUUAUAGA